Xenopus laevis (African clawed frog) is the source of this 9833-nucleotide messenger RNA. It is a transcript of the gene trps1.L, whose product is annotated as transcriptional repressor GATA binding 1 L homeolog. Gene Ontology annotation, biological process: regulation of DNA-templated transcription; regulation of transcription by RNA polymerase II. NCBI's taxonomy places the organism in Eukaryota, Metazoa, Chordata, Amphibia, Anura, Pipidae. Gene Ontology annotation, cellular component: nucleus. Bases 1101 to 4916 code for a protein of 1271 amino acids. The record is from RefSeq and is a predicted model, not a curated record. The transcript has 7 exons. Gene Ontology annotation, molecular function: sequence-specific DNA binding; zinc ion binding; RNA polymerase II transcription regulatory region sequence-specific DNA binding.
CGGUGCACACCAGUAGCAGCUCCCUCUUUAACCUCCCCCCCAACACGCCAACCCCCCUUCUUGUCUUCUGUAUCCCCCACCUCUUCUGUAUCCUUACUCGUGCCUUCUUUACUAUCUCCCCAAACUCAUUUUGCUCCCACUCUUCUUGCCCUCUAGUUUUUGCCCUGUCUCCUCUGUAAUCUCCUAUAUCGGCUCUUUCCUAUCCUUUUCUUUCCUUCCUUCCCUCCGCACACCCCCUACUUUCCCAUAAUCUAUUCCUGGACCUUUUUGUAGCUAUUGUUGGACUACAAUUCCCAGCAGUCACUGACAGCUAUAACAUGUCGGAGGAUGCUUGCAGUUGUAGAUCAACAACAGUUUAAGGCCCACAGGUUGGACUUUUCCCGCAACCCCCCUCCAUCGUAUCCUCUGUUCCCCUUACUUUCUGGCAAGCAUAAAUAUUAGUGCAUGUGUUGUGAAAAUUAGUGCCUGUGAAAUGUGGGAGAUCUGAACCCAAACAAUUGACUUUUUCUUUAAUUUUCUGCACCAGGGUGAGAGAGAGGAGGGUAAAUGCAUGUUCUCAGAUUUCACGUGCAGUGGGGCCUUUUUUUUUUUUUUGCAUGGUGGGUCAAAAAGCAUGAGAAGUGAAAAUUGGCUCCUUAAAUCUGCAGUAGUCCUGGCUUAGGCUGCAGUAGCCACCGUCUGCUCAAGGAGGGUCAAGUUCAGACUCAGAAGAGGGGAAAAAAGAGUGAAAGAAACAAGGCUUUUGUGUGUUGUUCUCUUUUUUUGUUGUUUGUUUCUUUUUGCUCCACUAAAUGAACUUCCAGGUCAUUUUCAUUGUGACUUAAAGGAGCCCUUCACUGCAGGACAUGUGAAAACAUGAGAUAAUGGAUGGGAUUUUUCUUUUCUUCUUUUUUUGUGUGUUUUAUUUUUUUCUUUUUUCAAGUGACUAAAAUCUGAAAACCCACAAUUACAUAAAGUCUCACUGCUGCAAAUUUCGUGUUGAUCAUGAGAAGUGCUGGGAUCCAGGGGCAAUGAUGAGUAUUACACUGACACUGUACUCUGCCCUUUACAAAAUGAGAUACAACGUUGGUUAAACAAAGGCAAAGCUUCGACACAAGGAUAUGGUCCGGAAAAAGAACCCCCCUCUGAGAAACGUUGCGAGUGAAGGUGAAGCACAGAUAACAGAGUCUGCUGCAUCUGAGAGAGAAGAAGUUAUUAGGAGCAAGGACAUUUCCACAGAUCCGAUGCAAGAAAAUAGUGAACAAAGUGACUCGGUGGAACACAACAGUGAUGACCAUAGCUUUCACGAUCAAGAGCCUUCUUCCAGCAUCAACAAGGACUCUGAAAGCUUGGCAUUAAGUGAAAAAGCUGUAGUGAACUACAGCCACCUUAAGGGAAGAAAUGUUUCUUUUUCUCCAAUGGAGCUGACGGACAGAAACAUGUUAGCAUUAGUUACAGCAGAUACUAGAUCUGCUUGUGAUCCUCUUAAGUCCCCAAUAAAAUCAGAAGCCGAUGACACCCAAGAACUGGCCUCAGCUAUGUCUGUGGACAGUUUGGAGGCCAAAGAGGAAAAUGAUAUGUCACCAAGGGCUACUGACUUCACAAUGCAAUGUGUCAAAAUAGACUGUCAAAGCUCAAGUCCAGCUUCGGUGGCCUCAGAUAACCUACAUGUGCCUUCAGAUGGGAUUGCAGGGCUGAACAAAUCUCAAGCUGUUCUGCUGGUCAAUGACAAUUCUGAUUCAGCACCUUUAUCCCCAGAGCUUCAGGAUUUUAAAUGCAACAUUUGUGGGUAUGGAUACUAUGGAAAUGACCCCACAGACCUUAUUAAACACUUCCGUAAAUACCAUCUCGGCCUGCACAACCGAACCAGGCAAGAUGUUGAACUUGACACCAAAAUCCUGGCACUUCACAAUAUGGUACAAUUUAGUCAAUCCAAAGAUUUCCAGAAGAUGAAUCGUUCUGUGCUUUCAGGGGUUUUGCAGGACAUCAACUCUCCGAGACCUGUUCUGCUAAAUGGAACAUAUGACGUGCAGGUAACCUUUGGUGAAACAUUUAUUGGCAUUGGGCGUAAAACUCCAGACUGCCAAGGAAACACCAAGUACUUUCGCUGCAAAUUCUGCAACUUCACGUACAUGGGCAACUCGGCCACAGAGUUGGAGCAACACUUUCUUAAGACGCAUCCUAACAAAAUGAAAAUGUCCUCUGAUUCUGGUAAACCUUCUGAGAAAAGCACCAAUAAAUCAAGCCCCAUUCCUCGUUCAUGUGAGCCUGGAGAUUUGGGAAAGUGGCAAGAAAAAAUCACUGUUAAAGCAGCAGAUGAUAUACCUGUUGGAUAUGCAGUACCCAUUAAACCAGUAGAUUCCUGCAGGCAAAAUGGUACAGAUGAUACCAACUACUACUGGUGCAAGUUUUGUAGUUUCAGCUGCGAAUCAUCCAGCAAUUCCAAACUGUUAGAGCACCACAGCAAACAGCAUGGGGGAGGGAAAUCAGAAAGCCCAAAUUCAGAUUUGAAUGACGAGAUCUUCAGGGGAUCGGUCAUAAAUCAAAAUGAAAUUACCAAAAGUUCUGAUGAACAGCUCCCAACAAAAAUAGACAAAGGAUUGGCAAAAAAGAAAGAUGUCUCCAGUGUACCAACUGAGGAUAUUAUAGUUACAAACUACAAUUGUCAAUUUUGUGACUUUAGGUACUCUAAGAGCCAUGGCCCCGAAGUAAUAUUGGUUGGGCCUCUUCUACGCCAUUAUCAGCAGCAUCACAAUAUUCACAAAUGUACUAUUAAGCAUUGUCCAUUUUGUCCCAGAGGCCUUUGCACCCCCGAAAAGCACCUUGGAGAAAUUACUUACCCGUUUGCUUGCAAAAAAAGUAAUUGUUCUCACUGUGCUCUCUUGCUGUUGCACUUGUCUUCUGGGGGGACAGAGAGCACAAGAGUUAAACACCAGUGUGAUCAAUGCUCAUUCUCCUCUCCUGAUGUAGAUGUCCUCCUGCUUCAUUAUGAGAAUGCACAUGAAGCCCAGGCAUGUGAGAUCAAGCAGGAACUGAAUCACCAGCAUGGGGCCGAUGGGCAGCCGAGCAUCAAAGAAAGCAAAGAACACUCAUGUACCAAAUGUGACUUUAUUGUCCAGGUGGAAGAAGAUCUGUCCCGACACUACAGGAGGGUGCAUAACUGCUACAAAUGUCGUCAGUGCAACUUUACAGCAGCAGACACCCAGUCACUAUUGGAUCACUUUAACUCUGCUCAUUGUCAGGAGUUUGAAAUCACUACAUCUAAUGGAGGGGAGCAUCAUGGAACAUCUUCUAUUAAGGAAGAACCAAAAACUGAUCUAAAAGUGUAUAAUCUUGUCACUCCUGAUUCCAAAAUGGGAGAAGCCAUAUUUGACAGCACUGUGAAAAAAGAGAAGCUUGAGGAUAAGGAAACACUCAGGGAGAAAGCUUGGUCUGAUGGUUCUGUUGAUGAUCUUCGAGGUGUUGCCUGGCGAGCACCAGACAUUUUAAGAACAAGCCCAUCUUACUCACAGAUGGGCUUGGGUCUUUUAACCACAGUGUCUGUAAAUCAAGAUCAACAAAAAUCCUCACGAGACAGCCCCAAUGUGGAAUCAGCGCAUCUAGCAAGGCCACUGUAUGGCAUGUCUAUAGAACCUAAGGGAUUUCAAGGAGUGACAGCAGGUUCUAGUGGAGAAAGGUCUGGUCAGCAUACACCACAGUAUCCAACUGCAGGAGAUAGCAAAGCAAAGGAUGAAUCCCAGUCACUGCUAAGGAGGCGUAGAGGAUCUGGCGUUUUCUGUGCCAACUGUCUGACCACAAAGACAUCUCUCUGGAGGAAAAAUGCCAAUGGUGGCUAUGUCUGCAAUGCGUGUGGCCUUUACCAGAAACUUCACUCGACUCCCAGACCGUUAAAUAUAAUUAAGCAGAACAAUGGUGAGCAGAUCAUUAGGAGACGAACAAGAAAGCGCCUUAACCCAGAAGCACUGCAGCCUGAACAGUUAAAUAAACAUCAAAGAGCAAGUAGUGAAGAACAAGCUAAUGGAAGUCCUUUAGAAAGAAGGUCAGAGGACCACUCAAUGGAAGGUCAUCAAAGAGAAAAUCAGCAGCUUAGUAUGAAUAAAUAUGAGUCCCAAGCUUCAUUGACUAAAAGCCAUUCUGCACAGCAGACCAUUAUUGUCAGCCAAACCAUGGAUAUCCACAAACGGAUGCAACCUUUGCACAUUCAGAUAAAAAGCCCUCAGGAAAGCAGUGGAGAACCAGGAAAUAGCUCAUCUGUUUCUGAUGGCAAAGGAAGCUCAGAAAGAGGGAGCCCAAUUGAAAAAUACAUGAGACCUAUAAAGCAUCCUAAUUACUCUCCACCUGGAAGCCCAAUAGAAAAAUAUCAGUACCCACUCUUUGGACUUCCUUUUGUUCACAAUGACUUCCAGAGUGAAGCUGACUGGCUGAGAUUCUGGAGUAAAUAUAAGCUGUCAGUUCCUGGAAAUCCGCACUACUUGAGUCAUGUGCCUGGCCUGCCAAAUACCUGCCCAAAUUAUGUGCCUUACCCCACCUUUAAUCUGCCUGCUCAAUAUUCCUCUGUUGGGUCAGAAAAUGACAUUCCUCUAGAUUUGGCAAUGAAGCAUUCCAGACCUGGAUCAGGAACAAAUGGGGCCUCAAAAGAAAAAUCUAAGUCACCAUUGAGUGCAAAGUAUGAUGGUCCUUUGAAUGUAACUAAAACAGAGAAAUCAGAUAAAAGUACGCAAGAUGAACUUUCAACAAAAUGUGUGCACUGUGGCAUUGUCUUUCUGGAUGAAGUUAUGUAUGCUCUACAUAUGAGUUGCCAUGGGGAAAGUGGACCUUUUCAAUGUAGUAUAUGCCAACAUCUUUGCACGGACAAGUAUGACUUCACAACUCAUAUUCAGAGAGGCCUACAUAGGAACAUUGCACAAGCUGAAAAGAAUGGAAAAACUAAAGAGUAAAACUUUAGCACUUAGCACAAUUUAGUAGAAAUAGGUUUUCUGAAUAGAAAUCCAGUGGCUUGUAACUUCUAAUGAGGGCCAGUAAAGCACUUCCUCGGGCAUGUUUAAAUGCUAAUAUUCUUUUAAAUGACAAGUUGUCAAGUAUUUCCGAUAAGUAAGUAGCAUUUCCAGCAUAAAACCAGUGCAGGUAUGGGGUGCUUGGAUCUACCAUGCUUUAAGGCUACAAAAACAUAUUUAAAAAAAAAAGAUUGUUUUGCCAUCAACAUGGAUUUAUGCUAGCUACAGUAUUCAAAUACAAGGUACUCUCUUAUUAAAUAGAAAAAAAAAACAAAUCAGCUAAAAUUAAGACUUGUUUUGUUUAAAUAGGAGUCCAUGGAAAAUUGCAUAUUUUGGGGUUUCUGGAUAGCAGAUUCCAAAUGUAUUUAUUUCCCAUAAACGUUUCUGAAAAGAGUAUAUUAUUAAAUAAAUAUAAAAUUUCAAUAGUAUCAUAACACCUGUAAUAUAAUUCAAAAUCUUUUUAACAGUAUAUGAUUAACUAAGAAGGUCUUUUUGCAUAAAUGUUUUCUAAAUUUUGUUUAUGUUAAAUGCUAAUUAUACAAUUACUUACUGCAUACAAUAAGAUGUUCCUUGUAGAAUAAUUUACUUAAAACUGUACCACAUCAUUUUGCAUCUUUCACCUCCAACAAAAGCAGACCCAGGAAGAUACCCCCCUUUUUAAAAAUAUUUUCCAAUUGUCCAAAUGGGAAUACCAAGCAGAUUUCUAUGAUAAUGAUGCAAAAAAUUAUUUUGCAAUCAUGCAAGGUUAAACUGACUUCUCCUCGUGCUUACUGAAUAUCAUGCAUUAUGCAGGUUGCAUUAUUUAGAAUAUAAACCUGAAUUAAGUAAAUUCUGCAAGUGUUCCAAGACUGGUAUAAUUUUGUUUAAAAUAUAGAUUUUACUUUUUAAGCUACAGCACAAAAUAAUAUGAUCUCGAAAUUUGCCUGUCCUGGAAAUUCAUGCUUAAAAAAUAAAAGUAAACAUAAAAAAUACUUGUUCUCAGGGACAACUCUUGCAGAAGAUUUUGUCAUUUACCAAUAAAAAUCCUUAUUAUAAACAUAUAACAGACACCAAACUAUUCAAAUAAAUAAGUGUUGUUUAGUGAUGGAUUCACUGAAUAAUGCAAAGAUAUUUUUUCAGGUCAAGGCUUUAUAAUAAAUUUGAAUAUGAAACCUAAAUCUAUCUUAAAUUUGAUUAGGCAUAAAUUGAACUUACUAGGCAAUUCUAUUCAGUUUUUUUGUAAAAAUGUUUGCGUUGUCCCUUACAUUAUAGAAUUGUUGUUGUUGUUUGGAAAAACAUAGAGAUAUUUAAAUAUAGUUUUGCCUUUAACAUUUCACAUCAAAGUCCUAACCCAAAAAGGACAUAUACUGUUUUUCUCUCUCAACUGGAUGAUACCUUUACUAUAAUUAUUUUACUAUAGGACUUAAGUUCCUCAACAAAGGGAAUAGGAAACUCUCCUUAGCAUGAAUUCUCAGGGACACAUGGUAAAUACUUGAUUUAUAACAGUAUAAUCAUUUUCUCUGCAUGUUUAGGCCACACUUUUUGCAAAACAUUAGAUAUAGGAGCACUUCAAAACAUUUAUUUUUGAUAUUGUAAUGCAUAAGAAAGGUCGUGGGUACCCAAAUGGGGGGCUCUAUGAAUCACUAUUAGAAUAGUAGUUGAGUAGUGCAACUAGAGGUCCAUCAGUUGGAUGUCCCUAUAUAGAUGUUACAAGCUACUGGAUAGUCUGUCAGAUUGUCCUUUUUCAGUAACGAAGUUGGGAGAACAAAGUCUUAUUUUUCUAGUAAUUAUUAAUGUAUUACAUUUCAAAUAAUGGUGCCUGACAUUAAAUAAUUAUUUUCUACUAUGUACGUAUGCAACGAAGAUAUUACAUCAUGCAUUAGAGUCGGUCUGGCUCAGCCUCACUGUUUACAUUUUGCAGAUGUAGCAAAUAUGGUAAUGAAGCAACUAUUUCUAUUGCAGUAGUUGAUUUUACUCCCCAUCCCCUGUUAUCCUAUAACUCUGUGGAUGCCAACAGAGAAGAUGACAAUGCCUUGGGUGCCGUGUCUCUGUACUUGGGAGUGAACAUUAAUCUGUUACAUGAAACAAAUGUGUUUGCAAAUUGUAGGAAAAAUAAGAAGGAUUACUUAUCUAGGAUAAAAGGGUAGCACUAUUCAUUCCAAGUACUUUUGUAUUCUUAAGGUGUUAACUCACAUUGUUAUGCUUUAGAAUGAUUCUUGUAUAUCCUUUUUAUUGCUUUGUGUAUGUUACAUUUGAAACAUUUCAGAGUUUCUCUUAUGCUCUGUAUGAAUUGCAGCAGGUAUGUUUAUUGCAUUGUUUGUUAGCAUCGCUCAUCAUUUUACAUUGGUCAGCCUUUUGAUUUUUUUUUUGUAAAUUGGGCAUGGGUGGGUUAUGUAUUAGACAUAGCUCUCCCCCACUAGUUUAUGUAGUCCCAAUGUACUGUAGCAUUGCAUUGAUUAAAAACUUCAUCAGUGCUAAUAUUUUACAGUAAAUAAAAUCCAAUGGGCUAAAAACUAUUAUACUGUAUGUCUUUGAAGGCUUAUUACAUAAAAUGAAGGCAAAAUGCUUACUGUUUGUUUUUAUUUGCAUGUUAAUUAUAAAAGGUCUUAAGAACAUUAAAUUACCAUACAGGACAUAUUGAGAUGUGAUGAAAGAAAUAACAUAGAGAACUAUAGCUUAACAUUUUUUAAUAGAAGAUUAAAUGCCAUUCUUUGCUUCAGAAUCAGGAAAUUCAGAAAAAUGUUCCAUAUUAACUGCACACUUUUCAGAUGAGGAAUAUAUAGAUGUUAGAAUUAUCCAUGUUAGAAUUAAACUUGUUCCUAGUUUGCUUAUGCCUGUUUGAACAGGAAUCUCUGUCUUCCUCCCUGUUGCUAAACUUUAAUUACCUGAACAACUAGACUAUAUCAUUCAACAUUACCUUGAGAGUCAUGUUCAGUGUCAAGAGGAGUCCUUAUGUGGGGCUUCACUAUCUGCAGUCCCAGCUAUAACCGCAAUGAAAGGGAGGGAAAGAGGGGGAUAGUUAAAGGGUAAUAAUGUGAUAGCAGGACAAGAUAUUGGCAGAAAUACUUUGUGUUGCCCAACCUGUGGCCCUUUAUUUGGUGUUAAAUUACAAUAACAGCACCCAUCAACAGCCAAAGGCUGUACCAAUGAAAUACAAUAUAUAGUAUAGUGCACUCAAAUAGACCUACUUGAAUAUGUUUGUAUAAUAAUGUAAUAUAUUCACUUGUGUCUCAUAGACACUUAAAAAAUGAUAUCUUGCCCAAGGCUGAGUUCAUUUGCUAGUUCAAGUACUGAAAUCCUUGCAUAGCAUCCCAUCUAAAAAAAUAAAUAAAUAAAAAAAGAAAAAUGUUUUUAUUUAAUACUGCAUGAGUUUGAGUGAAAGCUUUGCUCAAGCACAAUAUAUAAAGGUACAUUUACAUAACUGUCAUUCAUUACUUUCAUAGCUUAAAUAUUUAUACAUUCAGCUGCACAAGAGCAUCUCACCAAACUAACGACGCACUACACUCUUUCUAUGGCCAAUAAGGUGGUGAUGCUUUUGUUUAAUAAUUCAUUAAUGUCUUCCAGUGCUUUCUUUUAUUUUCCAUUUUAUACCACAGAUGUGUAUUUUUCAAAGUAUCUAUGUUACCCGAUUUGACAAUAAGAUCUGACCUAUUUGGUGAUUCCCUAAAGAAAAUCCCAAUAGAAAUUUUAAAAAACAUAUUAAAAAACAUAUUAUUUAAGCAUAUUUACUUAUUUACUAUAAUUAAAAAAAAAAUUACAAACCAUUUUCAUAUAAUAACUUGUAUUUCAUAUGCUACCUGCAAGCAGGUAUAUUUGCUUUUUUUAUUAGUGAUAGAAAAAUUUAUUCUAUAUUUUUUGUAUAUUACUACAGUCAAGUUCAAGCUAAAGAUCCAUUGCAUUUUUUAUGUUAAAAAAGGCAUUAUUGACAAUAUUUUAGUGUACAUUGCAAUGCCAUGUUUUAAGUGUGGAAAUAAAUGUGUUUAGAUUAUAAAACCUUAAUAUCUGUUAAAACCAUUUAUUGAUUUUGUGAUUAUUGGAUUCAAUUUAGAUUUUAAUUUAAAGUUAAUGACCUCACACAAGCUAAAUAUCCUUUAGAGGAAAGAAAAAAACAAAAAAGUUUUAAAAAAUGCAAAAAAAAAAAAAAAGGAUAUCUGUAUAUGAGCCACCUAAGAGCCCUUUUCCUUUGGCACAUCUUAUACCUAGAUAAAAUAACGGGUGCAUUUAACUGUCCAUUUUUUCUUGGUAUUCAAAUUAAAGUUAAUACUAGAUAGCCUAAAAUCAUAAUGAAGAAUUGACCAUUGGUUGAGUUUCCUUCUACAAAGCCAGUUCACAAACGUGACCAAUAGAAGGAGCCUUUCCUGUUAUAAGAUACAGUACCUACAGUAUGUAUGUUGAGCAUACAAAACUGUUUCCAUUUCAUUAGAACUGACCUUAAAAAUGAUCACUAAGAAAAAAUGGACACAAAAAUUAUGUUGUGCUUUAAAAGCAUUUUGAAAAUGGCAUAGGGUAUGUGGAACAUCUCAAUAUGCCACUGUAUUUAUACCAUUUUAAUGUCAAUGCUGUACCAAGCAAUACACACCAGCAAAAAAAAAAUAUAUUAACCAAAAAAAAGAAAAGAAAAAAAAAACUUAAAGGAAAAACAAACUCUUUCUGCUCACAAAAGGAAACAGUUUAGUCCUGAUGGAAAUUGCUUAAAAAUAUAGAUGUCUUAGAACACCGCUUAUGUUUUUGUUCGUUCAUUGUGCAUGUUCAUUUCUGCCCACAACCAUGUUCUCUGUGUAUUUUAUUGCAUUAAAGUUAAAAAAAAAAAAAUCAGGCAGUCGCGAUGUCUGUUACAUCUAAACUUGAAUAAUAAAGUUUUACCACCAGUUAUAAAAUUAA